Amoebophrya sp. A120 is the source of this 4158-nucleotide messenger RNA. The record is from the annotation of a GenBank genome assembly. Lineage: Eukaryota; Dinophyceae; Syndiniales; Amoebophryaceae.
AUCUGUGUUUUUUGUCAAUGAAAUGAAAUUCAAUUGGAAGGCCCCAGGCCAUAUCGCCCGCAAAAAAUCCCUCAAAAUCAUCCGCACAGUUUUCGUAUGUGACGUCUUUGCAUUCACCCCUCGCCCCCAUUUCGAUGCUUAGCUUUCGACUUCUUUUUGGCUCUGACAUAGACGACGCAGCGUAGCUGUGGUCAUCGUAGUUGUUUAGGACGGAGCGCUAGUUCACUCCGACGAGGCCGCUUUGUGCAGUGCAGAGGGCAAGAGAUUGGAGAAGCUAGGCAGUUGCGCAUGCGCUUAGGGUCUAGUAUAGAUGUCUCGCACGGCCGGAUGGUUUUUAAAUGGGGGCGAGCGAGGUGCUGAGGUAGGUAGCAACUUUGGCGAGGCACAAAGAGGAGGCCAGUGAGGCGGUGUGUGCACUCAAAUAGCUAAACCGCCACUACUCGGUGCUGUGGAAAGCCAUAUGCAGUUGCGCGCCCCCUCGUCUCCUCUGGGGGCUUUAGCAAGCAGCGUCAGCGCCAGGCCAACUCCGGCAAACGGGCCGACGGUUGGGCGGCAAGUACUUAGAAAACAACCGUAGCGGGAGCAUGCAUUUUGUAAAUAGGCCCCGGCACAGCGGCCGACGCUCCAGGUCCUGGCCAAAAAAACUGCCAGUGCCGAGGCGGGGCCCUCCCGGCCGCCCGCCAAGAAGGGGCGGGGCGGCGGGCCCGCCCCGCCAGGAUCGGGCCGGAAAUCGGCGCCAACGGGGCGAUGCAGAAUUUCCGCAGAAUUUGUCGAUGGCCCGAAAAAUGGGCGCUGCAAAAUCGUCCGCAAAAUCGCCCGCAAAACCUCCCGCAAAAUUUCGCAAGGGCGCCGAAUUCGGCCUCGAAAAAUCGCCCGCAAAAUCGCCCGCAAAAAUUAUCCGGCCGCAAAAUCGCGGCUCAGAAAUCGGCCGCAAAAUCACCCGCAAAAUCGCCCGCAAAAUUUUAUAGGCGAAAUCGCAUUCCGUCAAUUUUCAAUGUUGUCCACUCUCAAAUCCAGCAAGGAUACCAAUGAUUGAAGAUAGUAGAGAGACCUAUAGUACUGACAGCGACUUGGCUCAAAGUUGUGGUAAAAGCUGGGCGAAAGCUAUAGGGGCCAACUUUUUUCGUGAAUCUGCACGCUAUUGCAACGGCAACUUGGCUCAAAGUUGGCUCAAAGUUGGGUCGAAGCUCUAGACCUAAGCAUUUUUUUGCUUCUAUUUUCUUCUGAAGCACGACACUAUUGCAACAAAUCUGUGUGAUAUGAGCUCUAGACGUUCACAGACGGCGAAUUGCAAAUCAGCAUGCUAUGACUGGGAAAAGUUGGCUCAAAUAUGGGUCAAAGCUCUAGAGCUUUUUUUACAAAAUGGCCCGCAAAAAACGCCGGAAAACCUAGACGAAUCAACUUCCCAGGUUGCCUAUGAGGACGAGGGGCGCCACGGGCCCAAUAGCUUCAUCCCAGUUGAGCUCUUCUGCAGGUCAAUAACGACUGCGAAACUCCCCGGGGUAGCUACUCCCCCAGGCGGAUUUUUUCUUUUUUGCUUUGCCCGGGCGGCCGGCUGCGAAAAAUAAAAACCUGGCCAGAAGAACGAGCAGAAAAACAGAAACGCGCGCGCCGCCACUGCUUAUAUGUUAAUAUUUCAAGUCCAGACGCGCCGCCGCUCCGGGCCAACGAUCAAGACGCAAGAAAACGUCGCUCCGGCCCCGCAAGCGAGCUUGGGCGCCGCCCUGCCCGGCCGCCUUCUCUCUGGCUGGGGCCGGGGGCCCGGCUGCCCGUGGAAACAGAAAAGACAACCCCCGGGGCGCGCUGCCUCCAAAUGGUAUGCGCAUCGCCCGGGGCCGUUUCCACUGAUUGGCAAAGCACCUCGGCCACAAGGCGGCGGACAAAAGCCGCCGGCGCCUCUUUUCCCUUUUACUUAGUUUCAAAAACCUCAACGCAUACCCUUCGGCCAGCCUGCCCACUUUAUACUCGGCUAUGCCAAUGGGCGGGAAAACAAAAAAACCCCGGAUACCUGCUGCCCGCUGGCCACACGCGACACGCAGAGGGGACUUUGCCGCGCCUUUCCCAGCUGCGUGGCGGGACAAGCCGAAAGACGCCGGCGUGUCCGCGCCUUGGGUGGCCAACCAGUCAGAAGCAAGGGCGGCCCGGGCGCCCGCGCCCAUGCCACCGCCCAAGCUACUGCGUCGGCUAAGCCGGCGCGCAACCGGAAGGGCUGCGGCCCUUUUUUGGUUCAGAGCUCCUCUCAUCCGGGCGCGGCCACCUGGGCACGCAGCAAAAGAGCUAGCCCCGCCCUUUCGUCCGCCUAUUUUUAUUAGACAGAACCUUUUGCGGCGCUGGGCGGCUGCAGAGUUUCGUGCGAGUUGCUGCGGGCUUCUUCAGCUGCUCAGCCGACAGAGGGAGAACCCAAAUCCCUGCAGUCAAAGUCAAUUUUCAAUGUCGUCCACUCUCAAAUCCAGCAAGGAUACCAAUGAUUGAAGAUACCAAUAGCAUAGCGUGGUGCCUGUGCUUCAAGAUCUAUCAUCUCCCUCGCCUGGCCACCUCCUCAGGCCAGGGCAUUUUCGCAUCCCAAGCACCACGCUGCUCUCUUACCUGGCCCAAAAAUUUGCCAGGCCAGGUAAGAGAGUGCCGUGGUGUUUUGGCCAACUUUUUUUCGGCUGGCGCGGCCUUUUUUCCUUCCAAACGCCAUGCUAUGCUCUUACCUGGCCUCAAAGUCUGGAGGCCCAGGUAAAAGCACAGCAUGGCGAUUGUGCUAAAAAAAGUGUCUCUUUCUCCUGGCCACCUCCGCUCUUCGGGCGGGCCAGGAGGGACGUUUUCGCAUCCCAAGCACCACGCUGCUCUCUUACCUGGAAGGCCAGGUAAGAGAGUGCCGUGGUGUUUGGGCCAACUUUUUUUGGGCCGACGCGGCCUUUUUUCCUUCCAAGCGCCAUGAUAGGAUCUUACCUGGCCUCAAAGUUUGGAGGCCCAGGUAAGAGCACAGCAUGGCGCUUGUGCUUCAAGAGUGUCUUUUUCCUCUGGCCACCUCCUCAGGCCAGGACGUUUUCGCAUCCCAAGCACCACACUGCUCUCUUACCUGGCCCCCAAACCCGGCAACCCAGGUAAGAGAGUGCCGUGGUGUUUGGGCGAAUUUUUUUUGGGCCGAUGCUGUCUUUUUUUCCAAGCGCCACGCUAUGCUCUCACCGGGCCUCAAAGCCUAGAGGCCCCGGGAAGAGCACAGCGCGCUGUUUGUGCUUCAAGAUCAUCCUCCUUAUCUGGCCACCUUCCCGGGCCAAGACGUUUUCGCACCACAGGCACCGCGCUGCUCUCUAACCUGGCCCCAGAACCUGACAGCCCAGGUAAGAGAGUGCCGUGGUGUUUGGGCCAACUUUCGCGGGCCGGAGCAAUCUUUUUUCCUGGCGCCGCGCUAUGCUCGUAGCUUGGCGGCCAAUCUAUUUUUGAUCUAUUCCGCCCAAAUAUCUAGUCGAAGAAAUUCACUACCAAAAAGUCAAUUUUCAAUGUUGUCCACUCUCAAAUCCAGCAAGGAUACCAAUGAUUGAAGAUAUGGGUUCUUCCAUCCAACGAAAUGAAAUUUUGGAAUCUGCACAGCACAAUUUUGGUCCAUUUACACAGGAAGAAUUUGCAACAUCGAUGAGUCAUACUGAUACUAGUUUGUCCAGUCAUCGUCAGGAUUUUUUGGCCAGCAUCUUCAUGCGGCUGCAAAAGGCAAAGCGUUUUCAUUUGACACAUACAUGCGCAUAGCAUAGAACGUGGAUAGUUUUUUUCGGAACAAGUUGGCAAACUGUACAUUCAUUUUGGUAUAUUAUGGGGACGCGCAUAUUUAUAUGAAACCACUGAGUGUCAGACGACCAACAUAUCAUGCAACUGCACCAUUUUCGCCACUGAAUUGGAGCAUUGUUCUCGACGCAUCAGAGUCAUCUUAUCGUGUUCACGAAACGUCAACAAAACAACAAUCGGUAUACUUUUGCUAAAUGAUUGUCUCAACACAAAAUUACUAUCGAGGGAAACAACGGCUGAAACCGAAACGCAAAAAAGGCCGAGUUACUUUCUCGUUUACUCAAAUCGUCGUAUAGUAGAAAACCAAGAUAGCUUUUUUUUAUUUGUCCUCCCCAUCGUGCAUGUAAUCCAAAGACAGAGAAGUAGGAAAGAACCACCGGUGCUGUGGCU